Messenger RNA from Lipotes vexillifer (Yangtze River dolphin), 1268 nucleotides. RefSeq names its product protein kinase cAMP-dependent type I regulatory subunit beta (gene PRKAR1B). The record is from RefSeq and is a predicted model, not a curated record. Lineage: Eukaryota; Metazoa; Chordata; Mammalia; Artiodactyla; Lipotidae. The transcript is spliced from 11 exons. Bases 121 to 1266 code for a protein of 381 amino acids. Gene Ontology annotation, molecular function: protein kinase A catalytic subunit binding; cAMP binding; cAMP-dependent protein kinase inhibitor activity. Gene Ontology annotation, cellular component: cAMP-dependent protein kinase complex; cytosol. Gene Ontology annotation, biological process: negative regulation of cAMP-dependent protein kinase activity.
GGCGGCGCCGCUGCAGUGCGGGACCCGCUCGCCCGCCGUCCCCGCGCCCGCGCGUCCCCGCGCAGCCGCCUCCGGCCUCCGGCGCCGCGCAUCCAGGUACGAAGCGGGCAGCGGGUCGCCAUGGCCUCGCCAUCGGCUCAGCAGCUGGAGGAGGACGACGGCCUGAGGGGCUGCGAGCUCUAUGUGCAGAAGCACGGCGCCCAGCAGGUGCUCAAGGACUGCAUCGUGCAGCUCUGCAUCUCCAAGCCCGAGCGCCCCAUGAGGUUCCUCCGGGAGCACUUCGAGAAGCUGGAGAAGGAAGAAAACCGACAGAUCCUGGCGCAGCAGAAGUCAGCCUCCCAGUCGGACUCGCACGAUGAGGAAUUGUUCCCGUCGCCGCCCAACCCAGCGGUGCAAGCCCGGCACCGGCGUGGGGGAGUGAGUGCCGAGGUGUACACAGAGGAGGAUGCCGUGUCCUACGUGCGGAAGGUCAUCCCCAAGGACUACAAGACCAUGACGGCACUGGCCAAAGCCAUCUCCAAGAACGUGCUCUUUGCUCACCUGGAUGACAACGAGAGAAGCGACAUAUUCGAUGCCAUGUUCCCCGUCAUGCACAUCGCUGGGGAGACCGUCAUACAGCAAGGGGACGAAGGGGAUAACUUCUACGUAAUCGACCAAGGGGAAGUGGACGUGUAUGUGAACGGAGAGUGGGUGACCAGCAUCAGUGAAGGCGGCAGCUUCGGGGAGCUGGCCCUCAUCUACGGCACCCCCAGGGCGGCGACUGUGAAGGCCAAGACGGACCUCAAGCUCUGGGGCAUCGACCGGGACAGCUACCGGCGCAUCCUCAUGGGCAGCACACUAAGGAAGCGCAGGAUGUACGAGGAGUUUCUCGGCAAAGUCUCCAUCCUGGAGUCCCUGGAGAAGUGGGAGCGUCUGACCGUGGCUGACGCACUAGAGCCCGUCCAGUCUGAGGACGGAGAGAAGGUCGUGGUCCAGGGGGAGCCUGGGGACGACUUCCUCAUCAUCACAGAGGGCACAGCCUCCGUCCUCCAGCGCCGGGCCCCCGGUGAGGAGUACGUGGAGGUGGGGCGCCUUGGGCCCUCCGACUACUUUGGGGAGAUCGCGCUGCUGCUGAAUCGGCCCCGGGCGGCCACCGUGGUGGCCCGCGGGCCCCUCAGGUGCGUGAAGCUGGACCGGCCCCGCUUCGAGCGCGUGCUGGGCCCCUGCUCCGAGAUCCUCAAGAGGAACAUCCAGCGGUACAACAGUUUCAUCUCCCUCACCGUCUGAGC